Molecule: messenger RNA, 1224 nt
Organism: Magnolia sinica
Lineage: Eukaryota; Viridiplantae; Streptophyta; Magnoliopsida; Magnoliales; Magnoliaceae
Product: PRA1 family protein A1-like
Exons: 8
Coding region: 170-799 (209 amino acids)
Cellular component (GO): membrane
Source: RefSeq, a predicted model, not a curated record
AAACGCAUCUCGAACUCGGGGAAAAAAAUAAAAAUCCGUCUGUUCGUUCGUCUAUCUUCUCUGCUAGGGUUUUCAUUCCUCAUUUCUGCAGUUUCCAGCUCGAACGCGACCGACCAAACGAUCAUUUUCCCAUUUCUAGGGUUUUUUGCAUAGAGAGAGAGAGAACGAGAUGGAUUGGGGAAACGUCACAGCCGAAGAUCUGAUGGACGCUCUUCGAGAAGUCGACUGGUCUUCCCCUCCUCGCCCGCUCACCGAGUUCUUCUCUCGAUUCACGAUCCCUAGAUCCUCUUCCAAGUGGAAUAGCCGCCUUAAAUGCAAUCUCUACUACUAUCGGACAAACUACUUCAUCAUGAUAAUAUUCAUUCUGGGAAUGGGGUUUCUGAGGAAGCCACUGGCUAUUGUUGCUGCUCUUUUAACAGCCCUAAGCAUCGGUUUCUUGAAUGACAGCUUUGCAGUUACUUUUAAUGAGAAGGUGACAAGAACUGUGAGGCAGUUCUCUCCACAUUUAGCUGCAAAGAUGAGACCCCCUAUAACGCCUGUUAUUCGUGGACGUCCAUCUGCGAAAAGAGCAAUUCAUAUAUGUGGAAGGCCUCGUUGGAUGUUUGUCUUUGUAUUUUCAGCAGCUAGUUGUAUCUUGUGGUUCACCUCAUGUGGGCUUCUUAUCGUCCUAUGGGCACUUGCCAUUGGCCUUCUUGCAACCAUCCUUCAUGCAAGUUUUAGAACACCUAAUCUGAAAGCUCGUCUGAACACAUUCCGCGAGGAGUUCCGUGCAGUGUGGCGCAAUUAUAGUGAGCUGUGAUUUCUUCACAGAAUGGCUCCUGUCAUCGUGAUAGCGGAUACGCGCGCGUGACCUUCUGAAGCCCCUGCUGUUCUUAUAAAGCUGUGCCAACUCACCCUUUAAGCAAGAAGGCUCGCAAAUCUCUGUACAGAGACACCUGCCUUGUAAAUCGUAUGCGAUUACUCAUCCUUAAUUUCUGUAGAAACUGUUUCCUGUAAUCCUCUCUUGGACUGCACAUUCAUGAAGAAAUUGUGUGGAUGAUGGUGCUCGGCGGAGUAAGCUGAAGGAAUCCCUUCUUUUCUCUGGCCUCAUGCGAUCAUAAUGCAUCUGAUUACUUAAUCACCAUCUGCUUGGUAUUAAUAGAGUAAGACAUGCCGUGGUACAAAUGGUUGUCAUUUCUGGCAAUAAUUUGAGUAUAAGCCAUUGGUGAAUCUACUCUUCUUCUU